Messenger RNA from Morus notabilis, 1148 nucleotides. RefSeq names its product probable pectinesterase 29. Bases 1 to 1011 code for a protein of 336 amino acids. The record is from RefSeq and is a predicted model, not a curated record. Gene Ontology annotation, biological process: cell wall modification. NCBI's taxonomy places the organism in Eukaryota, Viridiplantae, Streptophyta, Magnoliopsida, Rosales, Moraceae. The transcript is spliced from 5 exons. Gene Ontology annotation, molecular function: pectinesterase activity.
AUGUCGUCCCUUCAUUGUUAUAUUAGCUUAUGCAUAGCUUUGUUCAUGGUUUUGAGUUUGGGACAAGCAAAUGGUCAAUGGUACAGAAAAGUUGGUUAUAAGAAAUUUGCUUACUAUACAAUAACGGUCGACCCCUCAGGCCAGGGCAAUUUCUCCACAAUACAAUCUGCCAUAAACUCCGUUCCUUCAAAUAAUAAGUAUUGGGUUUGUAUCAGAAUCAAGGCUGGCAUUUACAGGGAAAAGAUCAAAAUACCCUAUGAUAAGCCAUACAUAAUUCUGAAAGGUGAAGGAAGGAGGAAAACACAAGUUGUUUGGGAUGACCAUGACACCCUUGCACAAAGUCCCACUUUCACUUCUUUAGCUGAUAAUAUCGUUGCCAAAUGCAUGAGCUUCACGAACUCGUACAACCGCCCGCCUAAUGAUAAACCACGAGCACCGGCGGCCGCGGCCAUGAUUACCGGUGACAAGACUAAGUUCUUUAGAUGUGGCUUCUUUGGAUUGCAAGACACCUUGUGGGAUGAUCAAGGACGACAUUACUAUAAGCUUUGCACCAUACAAGGUGCUGUUGAUUUCAUCUUUGGUAGUGGCCAAUCUAUUUUUGAGAGAUGUUCCAUAUCAGUGGUUGGUGGAGCUUUAGAGCCAGGAUUUCAGGGCUUUAUCACAGCACAGGGAAGAACGAACCCAAAUGAUGCCAAUGGGUUUGUGUUCAAGGACUGCCACGUGUUCGGUUCCGGUUCGGCCUUCCUCGGAAGGCCAUGGAGAGGCUAUGCAAGAGUCUUCUUUUACAACACAAAUAUAUCAGACGUCAUAGUGCCUCAAGGUUGGAAUGCUUGGAAUUUUGCUGGCCAAGAGUACCAAUUGACAUAUGCAGAGGAAGGUUGCUUUGGACCCGGAUCGGAUUCUUCCCGGCGAGUGAGUUGGGAGAAGAAACUGAACGAGGAAACCGUGAAGCAAUUGACUAGCUCGAGUUUCAUAGACGACGAAGGCUGGCUCAACAACCAGCCUUUCUAGGUUUGUUUCAGCUUUGACAUUUUGCAGAAGUCAAACAGUACUGUUGCACAAUAGCGUUCUGUUAAGGUCCAAGCAACUUUCUUUUAGAAAACUGGUCGGAUUAUUGGUGUAAACUUGGUUCACCAAUCUUGAAAUUG